AUGGCGAGCACACGGGAAGAGUCGCCCAUGCGCAGCUCACUUGGCAUGGCGAUGCGCACCCACCACGAAUACACGUACCGUCUGCCCACGCCGCCACGCGUCGUCGUACCCCCGCCGACGCUCUCCACCGAUAUGCCAGGCCUCGUGGUGGGCGAGGGGUCUGAGGGGCUCGACAUGGGCUUUCUGAAACACCUGGCCCUGGAGGACAUUGUCCAGAGAAACACGCUGAUUGAAUGGGCGUACGAGCGCCGCAGACAGGCGCAGAUGAUCCUGCCCUGGCUGUUCCUGGGCCCAAUGGUUGCCUCCAAGGACAAGGACUUCUUCGCGCGCGAGGGAAUCACAAUGGUGCUUGCCAUUCGCUCGCGACACAACAGCAUGAGCGGCGCCUUGCAAGCAGCGCGUGACGCCGGUCUUUCCGUAGCUACCAUCGAAACCCCCACCUACCACGCCCUCAUUGGCCGAUUCCACGACACCACAAGGAUCAUCAACGAGCACGUCGCAAGGGUUCGCCAGCACGCCUUGGAGCAGACAGGCCAGCCCACGCUCGGCAAGGUGCUGGUCUUUUGCGAGUCAGGCAACGAGAAGUCGGCUGCUGUGGUGGCGGCAUACCUCAUGGAGACCCUUGACAACUUCGACUUCAUCAAAGCAAUGCAAGUCUGCCAGGCUCAGCGCUUCUGCGUAAACUUUGACGACGCAAUCAAGAAUAUCCUACAGUCCUAUUGGGACAUCCUGCAGGCUCGGCGCUCUGUGUCAAGCUUCAAUGCGCAGCAUCGCCAACCCAACAACAUUGCCCGUGGCUACAAUCAAUGCACCUCGUCUUUGCAGCCCUCUUCAACCGCAAAGUCCAAGCGGUCUAUUGAAGACACCCGUGAUGACGAUGACGUAGAUAUGGAGGACAGUCUGGACCCUUCGGACGCUCUCCGAUUCCAGGGUCGCGACAACACUCCUUUCCAGACCUCCUAG
Ascochyta rabiei is the source of this 963-nucleotide messenger RNA. RefSeq lists its product as uncharacterized. The transcript has a single exon. Gene Ontology annotation, biological process: dephosphorylation; negative regulation of protein binding; negative regulation of SCF-dependent proteasomal ubiquitin-dependent catabolic process. Gene Ontology annotation, molecular function: phosphatase activity; F-box domain binding. Gene Ontology annotation, cellular component: cytoplasm; nucleoplasm. Bases 1 to 963 code for a protein of 320 amino acids. The record is from RefSeq and is a predicted model, not a curated record. NCBI's taxonomy places the organism in Eukaryota, Fungi, Ascomycota, Dothideomycetes, Pleosporales, Didymellaceae.